Messenger RNA from Eriocheir sinensis (Chinese mitten crab), 10029 nucleotides. RefSeq names its product ras-related protein Rab-21-like (gene Rab21). Gene Ontology annotation, biological process: Rab protein signal transduction. NCBI's taxonomy places the organism in Eukaryota, Metazoa, Arthropoda, Malacostraca, Decapoda, Varunidae. Gene Ontology annotation, molecular function: GTPase activity; GTP binding. Bases 126 to 785 code for a protein of 219 amino acids. The transcript has 4 exons. The record is from RefSeq and is a predicted model, not a curated record.
ACGUGACUUUGUUUACAGUGAUAGGGAGACCGAGGAGGAGGAGAGCCUGCCGCCCUGCACUGCCCCGUGGAAGCCCCGAGAGCGGCCUUUAUCCUCCGUCAGUGUGAGCAGGUGACGUGUUGAGCAUGGCGGUGGCGACGGCGGGCGGGUCACGCAGCUACAACUUCAAGAUCGUGCUGCUGGGCGAAGGCUGCGUGGGCAAGACCAGCCUGGUUCUGCGCUACGUGGAGGACAAGUUCAACGAUCGCCACAUCACCACUCUGCAGGCGUCCUUCCUGACGAAGCGAGUCAGCCUCAACGGGAAGCGGGUCAACCUGGCCAUUUGGGACACAGCCGGACAGGAACGGUUCCAUGCGCUGGGCCCCAUCUACUACCGUGAGUCCCACGGUGCCAUCCUGGUGUAUGACAUCACAGAUCAGGACUCCUUCCAAAAGGUUAAGAACUGGGUGAGGGAACUCCGACGAAUGUUGGGUGAUGACAUCUGCCUCGUCAUUGCCGGGAACAAGACAGACCUGGAACGAGAGCGACACGUGUCACUGGAGGAGGCAGAAAUGUAUGCAAGAGAGGUUGGAGCUUUCCAUUUCUUGACCUCAGCCAAACUGAACCAAGGUGUGGAAGAGAUGUUCCUGGAGCUGACCCGUCGCAUGUUACAAACAGCACUGACCAACGACCAGCAGCGUAUUAACUCCCUGACCCGCGGCGGCAGCACCACCACACGCAACCUGCAGAUUGUGGACGACCAGACCGCUCCCGCCUCCGGCAAGUCAUCAUGCUGCAGCUCUUAAUGGUUGGACGCUAGGAUUAAGAGGGACCACUGAUGGCUCACGGUGUGGGAACGUGUGCCAUGGCAGGAGUGGCCCUGGCUUGAUUCACUCCUGCCAUGGCAGCCUCUUACUUAGGGAGAUUAGUCAUUAGAAUUUAUUCACCUAUCUUCCCCCUUCUUUCAUGUGUGAUAUUUAUUCCUCCCCGUACAUGGCUGGCGCUUCUUGUUUUCAACUUGUGGUCCAAUUCUGGUCUGCGAGAAGAAAAGCUCGCAGCAACGACAUGAGCACCUGAAUGAUGCUGUUUUAAGAUUUGUGGCAAUGAUUUUAAGUGACAAAGCCCCAAGGAGUGCAUUCAGGGCUGAGUUACCUUUAUAUAUGUACAUUUUUUUUCUGAAUACUCAUACUGUUCUUACCCGAAGCAUUAUGCAUUCUUGCAGCAUCAAAAUUUCCAUGCAGUAAUAGUAGCAGUCAAUACACUGUCUGCAGAAAAUACUUCAUGACUCACUUGGUCAUUGAACUCUCAAGGCUUCCAUAGGACAAUAAAACCAAUGGAAAGGACCACAUGCUGUCUUUGUCAGUCUCCCUCAGCUUUGAUUAGGGUCUCAGUCUCCCUGGCAUGUUGUCAAGUAGUGUCAGAAAGUACUCAGUCCAUAUCCUCACAUCAAAUUUCCUAAGAUGAUUUAGAUAGUACAGUUAAUUGGCUUGGUGGAGUUUUGUUUUUUACUUCACUCCAGUAACUCUUAAUAUCAUGUAUGUUGUGGGGAUUGUCCUGGAUUCCAAACUGCUUACAUGUCUCUUUUUAGCUGUUGGUUGCUGUAUUGCCUUGUAAGUGGGCAACUCCAUUCAACAUAUAUUUCUGCCAUGAUCCUGCAGGCAAUUCAUGCAAAAAAAAAAUAAAAAAGAAAAAAAAAUCCUUUCCCCCCAGCAUCACUGAAGUUAAACAUUGAAAGUGAUGGCUUGCAGUCCUUAGUGUUCUCGUAACUCCUUGUCUUGAUGUGGUGUACAAGAACUGAGCUCCACUUCUCCAAAUGGUACUCAGUCAUCACUCAGUUGUCUAAUAUUUACCUUUAGAAAAAGCAAAUAUUUUUUUUGCUGCAUGGCUGUGACAUGCUGAGGAUUAAGAUCAUAGAAGACACUGGAAAGGCAAUAUGGAAAAAGCUUGAGUCAUAAUGCAACCAUAAUAGUUUGAAAGGACAGGCCUAUAAUUCCUUCCCCUUCUGUCUCUCUCUGGCAUAUGACCACAGAUGUUGCGCCGACUAAACGAAACUUUCCAACUUUGAAAGGACAAGGAUAAAAAAAAUGUUCUUCUGUCAUAAUAAACCAAAUUCAGUUGUAUUGCUCUUUUCUAUUGGUUGUACAAUUGUUAUAUGUUGUCUGUGUAGCUCCAAAUACUAUAAGGAUGCAGUUCUAGUAUUAACCUAGUGUUUGGAGCCCCAAGGCACACUCCUGCUAGUCUUGGUACGAGGAUGCAUUGCUGCUAUGCCUUAAGCCACACCCUUACUAGUCUGUAGGUCCGAGAAGCCAAACACAUGAUCAAGAGAAUGAAAUAAAUGAAAAAAAUAUAUCAAGUGGAGAAAAAGGAUUGAAGAGGAUGAACUUUGAAGCUUUCAGAACAUCCAUGGCAGUUUAGGGAAUACACUUUUGUUGAGCCUUGAGUGUCAUGUCUAUCCUAAAUAGUAAGUAUUAAAGUAAAUUAUAAAACUUAAUUUUGUACGAGUAAUCUUUAAAAAAAAUCUAAUCUGCCAGAGGGCCACUGGACAAUAGUAUGCUCAGGGGAAAGCUGCCAAACUUUAUUUUUUUGCAUAUCUAGCACCGUAAAUUCUGUCUUGAAUUUUAAAUAUUUAAUUUUUAUUGGUAAGAAAAUGAAGGGCAUCUUGUUUAGAAGCAGAAGUAGCAUAAAAUAUGUUUGAACAAAAUAAAUCAUUUCAGCAUUUUUUAAAAUUAGUGGACAAAAUAUAUCAAAGGGUUGCAUGUUGCAAUGAUAAAUGAAAAAAGGACUGUUGCACAAAUUUCAUAUUUUCUUCAGUGAGUCCAAGAAUAUGCAAAAAAUAUUUUUCAAUGUGUAUUGGAAACAGUAAUACUAGUAGGUAUAUUAGUAGGACACUUAAUAAGAAAAUUUUUAGAACUUAAAAUUAUUAACCCCCUUACAUAAAGUUUGAUAAAAAAAACAUUGCCAUCCUUUUGUACACCGAUGAACUGAUGAUGAACAUGGAAGUCACAACUGUGUGGCUUGACUUUGAACUGAAAUAAAAAAAUUAGUUUACAUCUCAGCAGUCAACGAGCUGAGCACCAUUGACAGUAUUGAAAAUAAUGGUGGCAUUGCUGCAGCGUGAACACCCCAGACGGGCCACACACCCGGGUCUUCUUCACCCGGAAAUAUUGGCAGAACUUUGUAACCAUAACAACUGUGUCGACCUUAACAUAUCAGGUUUCAUAUUCUUGCCGGUUGAUUGUCUCAAAUUUGAAAGAAAAUUCAUCCACUCCUGAUGGAAUGUUUGAAAUGAUAUUCAUUUAGAUUCUCAGUGGACAGACUGAAUCAGAAACUCCAAAUAAUCAUUACUAAAUUGACUUAAAUUAUGCCAUUAAGGUUUUAAAUAUAUGACAAAUUAAAUUAUGUUUUACAGAUCCUGUUUGAUUGGAAAAGUCUAUUUAUUUUUCUUAUUUAACACCAAGAUUAGUUUGAUUUUUUUCUCUUUUUCUCUAUUAAUCACUCACAUAUGGCAGUUUUAUCUUAUAUAAAUUUCACUUCAUGAUGCUGUGUAUGUCAAUAUAUAUAGGACCUAAUCUUUGGUAUAUAUGAGGCAAGCGUAGAAGGGCAAAAGUAAGUGUACUAUUUUCUGUGUGCUGAUGAUGCAAGAGUAAAAGGAACAGUGGUGGAGAAAGAGGACGAAAGGCAAACAUAAAAUCUCGGCUCAAUGAAAUGAAGUAUGCAAAGAAACAGCAACAAAAGUACUGAGAGUUUUUAGUAACCACCAACUGAAGAAAAAACUUCAUACUUAGAUGUCUGAUACCUCAGGACUCAACUGUGUCUCCUUAGCUUUUGAAUGUAAAUAGAAGACAUUGAUCACAUCCAAGUUACCGCAGUUUACUCACGGUAAUAUAACCAUUUAUGACCCAAUUUACAAGAGAGGAAGAAUGGCUUGUUGGAAUGACCACUGACCACUUGGGCCUCAAUUUGAAUUGAACUCCACAGAAAUGCAACUCAAUGUGCUGUAAUCCAUUGUGUCAAAAAAAUGACAGUACAUAAUUCUACAUUUAUUCAUGUUUUUCCCAUAUUCUGGAAUUGAAGAUGAACAUUUAGGACAUCAUCUGGUAAAAAAAUCUUGCCAUCUUUGUGUAGCUUCAUGCGUAAGGCUGUGCAAGUGGGUCGGGGAAGGCAGUGACACACGGCAGCUGGGAGGCUGCAGGCUGUGGGGGAGGAACAGGGGACAUGCUAUAAUGCUAGUAAAGUUAGGACAUAUACUAUAGCUGUGUGUGGCCUCAGUUCUCAGCUCCAUCUCAUUGGCCCUUGAGCCUAUAGCAGGUCAGAACCCAUUCUCCCAGGACACAGCAAGAGUAACAUCUGUGUUAGCGCAGUUUGCCUUCAGCAGGUUUCCCUGAGAACCUGUUCAGCGACCAGUUCAAAAGGGAGGGUGAACAUCUGGGUGGGCUGUUCACUGACUGCCCAGGCCAGGAUUCAAACCUGAGCCUGUGGAUUCAUAGCUGGGCACACUAACCACUACACCACAGAGGCUACUUUAUUGUUAUAUAUGUUUCUGACAUAUGUAUAUGUGCAUUAUAACAUGAUCUCUAUUUAUUAUAGAUUUACAUAUAUUUUCGCAUUCUGUAAUGUACGUAAUAUAUAGCUAUACAUAAAUAGAAGAGCAAAACAUUUUUAUGCAUCAAAUUAUAAAAAAAAAGAUUUUUUAUGGUGAGCCACACCACAACUGGUGGGGCGGGGGUUGUCAAAUCCUUAACUUAUGUUGCCCUAACGAUCCAGACGCCUACUGAGGCUGGGGCACAGCAGGAUAAGAUGAAGGGUUCCCCAACACACUGCUGGGGAUACUUUAUGUCUACUGUGGAAGGAACUUUUGUGAAACAUGCUUGAACUGAGUUCAGCCUGAGCUGUGGAAGAAAAAAUUAGAUCAACAAGGAACACCUCAGUGUUAUUAAUUUAUAAUUUGCCCUCUGAAAAUAAGUGAGCUUACUCUACUGAGUGGGCAUGAUGCUGGCCAAGCCAGGUGAGGUGGAGAUAUACAGACAGAUUGGGUUCAGCAUUUUCCCUCACCUCUCAGUCACUCAUUAAGGCUUGGUCCUGCCCAUUGUGACAAUGAAUGCAUGAAGUAUGUGCAUGACAUAAGAGGAAGUGGAAAGUGUCAUCACAUCUGUGUCAGUCUCAAACAAUGUGAGGAGUCAGUAAGCUGCUGGGCCUUCAGCCAAGCAUCACACACCAACUCCUUUUGUCAUCCAGCCACUCAUCCUCUCUGAUGGCUGAAGUAAAACAAUGCACUGUAGUUGGUGAUUGACGAGUACAGUUCCUGCAGCUUGGACAGGCUUUGAUGCUGAUGGAAAUAUCUCUCUGUCUAAAAUAUAUAAAGAUAUGAAAUGCAUUGAAUAUGUCAGUGUGGCUUUACUGUAAUUUACUGUUGGCCUCAAAUCACUUGUAUGUAGUAAUAUUGAGCUUAUCAACAUUACAAAGCCUAUAUACCAUCUUGCUAAGUGUUCAUGAGGUUUCAUAAUAGUGGUUAUCCUGCUUGUUGUUUUGACAUGCAAGUUAGUGCCACAUAAAACUGAAUAUAUUUAUAACAUUCACAAAUAUGCAAAAUGUUUUCAUGUAAUCUUAGCUGUACCAAGGGUGGACUUCACUUAGCUUCUGGAUUUCAUAGUUUGUUUCACAUUUGUUAAGAACACUUACAGUUUCAUACACAUUCUUAUUGUAUACCUUCCAGGCUCUUAGGGUGCGGCCACACUGCGCGCGGUUUGCUGGGAGGGUAGAGGGUAGCGGGAUGCCUAGUGGGUCAGGCAAGAACAAACACAUGUUAUCUAAUACGAGUGGCCAUACCGGACACGGGUAGCAGGUUCCCCCCAAGCUUACCCACUCGUAUUAGAUAACGUGUGUUUGUUCUUGCCGCUGAGCCGCUAGGCAUCCCGCUUCCCUCUACCCUCCCAGCAAACCGCAUGCAGUGUGGCCGCACCCUUAGUCAUGGUCAUAGAAAAAGGUUGCGGUACAUAAAGCUGCUGUUAUAUAAAUUUGAUGACAAGCACUUUGUAACUAAUAUUCACAACGUUCAUUUUAACAAUGCACAGUUGCUUAUCAGAGAUGAAAAAUCAAACAGCAGGGUAACAAAAAUAUAACAACAAAAAAUGCUGGCAAUGUCAGUACACCAAGUUCUGCUAAAAAUCUUCAUGCAUUUAUUUGAUCCAUGACAAACUGCAUGCUUAUAACUUUCACGAGUGCUCAUGGAGUGAGCAAAACAGUUUUCAGAAGAUAAGACUGUAAUGUUUCAUCGGGCCAAUGUUUCUAUGUGCAAAAUCUGUAUAACUAUUUGUAUAUACCUCCCUCUUGUGUAUAUUAGCUUGCUUAGGUGAAGCAGACAUGUGUAUACAUAUUUAGUUUUAUCAUAGAGUAAAUACAAUCAGAUCUUCACCACAACCCUCGCUACUUAGUGUCCUGCCGUGGCCGCCACCGAGGCAGCUCCAUCUUUCUGCUCCACUCAGCAGUGUGUGCAUGUUUGUCAGUGAUGUAGCUGGAAGAAUACUUGCUAGCUGAAAACUUUGUUAUAUGUAAUAUGUAUUUUUCAAUGAACUGUAAGGCUUAGGAGCUGCAUGAUUCACUAAGUACUUCUGUUAAGAUUUUUUAUUAACAUAUAUGGCCUAAGUCUCAAUGAAUGAGUGGAACAUUAAUCACAAGUUUGUUAUAGAGAACUGCAUCUGUGAUAUUAAUUAAUGCAUUGAAUUAUAAAUAAUAUUUCCCCUCACUGAUGAUGGUUUGUCUACAACUGAACCAUAUGUAAUUAUGAGUACAUCUGAUUUGUGUCAUUACAGGUGCUUGAUGAUUUACAUUACCAUUAGGAGACAAAAUAAGUAUUUUUGUACAUAUAUUGGCUUCUGUUUGUCUGAAUUUAUUACUCAGGUUAACUGCUGUUGCUGGGGAAUGAAACAACAGCAAACCCUCCAUAAAUCAGACCAUUCAGGAGAAGACCUUAUCCAAAACAGUUGAAAAUCUGAAAUAUCCCAAUUUAAAAAACUCAUGUGUACCCAAGCAAGGCUGUUCCAGAGUUAACCAGCAAUUUUGAUUUAUUCUUGCAUAAAAGACUAAGGGCUACUUUCACAGUCAUUUUGUUUGUUUCAAUCGUUACCAGUGGCGGCGAUCGUUGCUAUAGUGUUUCCACGUAAAACUGUCCGAUGGGGUAGUGGCGGCUGCGGGGUUAGCCUAGCCCCGCACCUUGCCGCACACUCUCAACACCUCUCGCUUCCUCUGCAGUCACCACUAGGCACCCAUAGGCCAGUUUCACGUGGAAAACUAUAGCGUCCAUCGCCACCAUUGGUAAUGAUCAAAACAAACAAAGUGACUGUGAAAGCUGCACUAAGACACCAGAGUGGACCCGGAGUAGAGCAGGACUGUAUAAAUAUAGCUGUACGAUUCUGAAGUAUACUGUUUUGUGCAACGGGGCAGCAAGAGUAAGGUGGCGGUGGUUGUAAACAAGGCACAGAACAGAUAAAUAGGAGGCAUGCCGUGUGCAUCAGGAAAGCUAAUUUUGGGUGCAUACGUUAUGAGUUGUAACUAGUGCUCAGAAAUCUCAACCCGGUAGCAGCGGGGACCAUGUUUCUUAAUGGUCCCUCCAAGCGAGAAAAAUGAGAAAAAAAUCGCCCCUCACACAAACCAUUUCAUAAUAUAUGUCAAAGCAUUUGUGAUCAGAUUAUGUAUCAUCUAUUUUGGGGGUUUAUAUCACGGCACAAAUUUGGCCUGUCGCUGCUACACAGUAAAGCCACACAUUUGGCCUGUCGCUGCAACCAGGUUAACUACUGUUGAAUUUGAAAAUUAAUUAAAUUAUUCCGUGUGUCUAUAUCAUCGAAAAACAAAAUCAACCAAUGAGUAGCCAUGUUCCUCAUACCCUGUGCCAGUGAGGGUUCAAGAGGGACAUGAGACAGGCAGCCUUUGUUUUGAUAUGACACAGUGUGGACUCGUGCCAAAUUCCUGGCUAGUAACCCGAUCUUUGACUGAUUUACAACAUCAAGAGGAGCGUAUCAGGACCUCUCUUCUGGCCACUCCUCUUAGCUCUUUUUAUAGGAGCAGUGAUUUGUGGACUUUUUUCUUAUUAUUGUUUUCUUUUUUUUGCCUUUGAGCUGUUUCCUUUACUGUAAAAAAAGAAAAUCAAUCCCAACCCUGUCUGGACACUGUAAAUCCUGGAGUUUGGUACAGUUUACAGAUAUGUGCCUGGAACCCUGAAACUUGACUUGACUUAAUUGCGUAGAUCGUAUCGACCCCUUGCUCUCCGAUCCAUGCCAGCCUCCAACGUUCGUCUCCAUUCGUCCCUGUCAGUGGCGAUGUUCUAGACCGUCGGUAGUGGGAGACCUCUGUCUGAUGGUAUUUGGUCCUUCCAUCUUUUCGGUGGUCUUCCUCUCCUAAAAUCUCCAUCAUAUGCUUUUUUAACAUAGCUGGCCCCUGGUUUUCGAACACUGAAAGAGUCUGAUUUAUCUGAUUUCCAAAGUAUGGAGGUCCGAUUUAUGGAGGGUUCACUGUAGUUAAUGUUAAUAUAUAUGUAAAUAAUAGAACACUUGGAAUUAAUUAAACUGUUAAGCUAAGUGCUGAGAUAACUACUUUGACCAAAAAAAAAUAAUGCUUCAUUGGCUUUUGUUGAUCUUAUGUUUUCUGGGCCACCUUUCAGGCAUUUUUGUUAAGUUGUGUAAUGAACUAAUGUACAGUGAUAUUGUAUGGCAAAUUUGUUAAAUUCUUAAUGUUUGUUACUGUAUGUUGUAAAUGUUCCUUUCCAGCCUAACAACUUUAUUUUUUAUGUAAGCACAGAUAGUUACUUGAGAUUAUUUACACCUAAUGAUCCAAAUGCAAUGAGAAAUCUGAGUUUUAACAUACCUGUCAUGUACAGUUUCCUUUGAAGCUCCUACUGAACUUGUUGGCUGAAUUUCUAACAAGUUAGUAAACUUAGGACGAGACUCCCUCGAGGACAGGCAGUGCUGUUGUCUGUCAUCUGCUCCUUGCAUUCUGUCAGCCGGGCUUGCUCAGAAAGAGUUUUUGUGUUUCUCUCUCAUUAUAGAUAUUUUUAUAACAAAGGAGCUCAAGGGCAAAAAAAUAAAGAGGAAAAUGCCUGCUAUAUCGCUGCCCCUGCAAGCAGAGAACAUAAAGAGUAGCUGAGAGCGAGCUUAGAUUCAGUUACAGAGGUGUUUUGGUAUUCACCUCUUGAAAGCCUCCAAGUCAUAGGAAGGAGGAAAUACAGGCAAAGGCUCUUCUGGAGUUUACAAGUAAAAAGAAGGAAGGAAGGAUGUUGGUCACCUCUUGCUUUGGACUUGGACAGCAUAAGGGUGAGCUAGAAUAGAAAGUCCUGUGCAGCAGGGCGGCAGGAGUGGAUAAAUGCACUUAGCAACUUCUCAAAAACAUUAUUUUGGAAAUCGAUAUUGACAAACUACCAUGUUGUUUAAUUGUGGCUAGAUGAGUUAUCCAUCUACUUUGUCAUGCAAUGAUCUGGAGCUGUGGCACCAUGAAUGGAUGCCCCCACAUCCAGUUGUCAGGCUGUGUAUUGUAUUCAUUUCUGAUACAUCUAUUAUGACAUGCAUGACUUAUUUUUUUGAUAAUCAUGAAAAUAAUAUAUUGGUGUACUUUUUGGUGACCUGCAAAUUUGAUUGACUUGUUUUAUUUGUCACGAUGUAUAAUGUUAAUGUAAUGAUAUAAAAAAACUUUUACAUAGCAUUCUGUCUUGGAAUCAGGCUUAGAAUGUGGAUGAUCACAAGGGCAGUAUAUAUUUGAUAAGUGAAACAUAAAUUUAGUACUCAUAAAAUAUAAGAAAUAUUCAGCUAAUGUUUAGUACAAGGAAUAGCAAAAAUGUUGUCUUUUUAUUCCUUAACUCACAAGAAAUAUGAUAAAAACUAUAUCAGGCUGAUCAUGUUGGAGGUAACCAGAUUGUUUUAAACAUCUCAAAUUUAUCUAUUCAUUUUCAAGCUCCUGGAGUCUUGAUGACAGGCCAGAGCUAGAUGAACCUUCAUAAUAAUGGACUGUUGGUGUAUUUUGCUACUAUUUAUACCAAAGUUGUAGAAAGUAAAGAAAUAUUCAAUA